This is a messenger RNA of Yarrowia lipolytica CLIB122, 699 nucleotides long. RefSeq lists its product as uncharacterized. Gene Ontology annotation, biological process: transcription by RNA polymerase III. NCBI's taxonomy places the organism in Eukaryota, Fungi, Ascomycota, Dipodascomycetes, Dipodascales. Gene Ontology annotation, cellular component: RNA polymerase III complex. The record is from RefSeq and is a predicted model, not a curated record.
AUGUCAUUCAGACGCCCAGCCAUGUACCAGCUCGGAAUCGAGACUGGUCCUAUGGUCCCCACAGAUCUAUACCCUCCGGCCAACGUGCCUCUUCAGGAUCCACCCAGCGCAUCGGAGCGAGAGGUGGCUGCACAGUUUUAUAAGUUCCAGGCUGAAGUCAGAGACGGACCUCUGUACACAGGCUCAGUGGAGGUCAAGACGGGGCCGAACGGACAGAAAAAGGCGUCACGGAUACUCAUCGAGGUAGACGAUGCGUGUGAUGACGGCAUCAGACGAUACACGGAUCGGUACAGAAAGAAGCGAAAGGUCGGUCGGUCGAUAGAUGAGCAUCCGUAUAUUCUGGAGCUGUUCCCCCAGGAGCUUCACGAGGCCAUGGGAGCAAAGAAGGAGGCUGGAGAGGAUGUUAAGCGUCGUCGAGCGGGUAUUUCCAAGUUUGCCAACUCGCUGAUCCAGGCGGACGAAGCCGAUCUGUCGCCUGUGGAGCUGGAGGCACGUCUCAAGGCCCAGCAGGCCCUGACCAUGGUGGAUGACAAGGAGCUGGAGGCUCGUCUGGGCCAGGAGGCAGCUGAUUCUGAGGAGGAGGAGAUUGAAGAUGAUGUCUACGAUGACGAAGAUGAUAACGAUUACAAUGCUGAGGGAUACUUCGAUAACGGUGAUGAAGAUGAUGAUGAUGGAGAUGACGACGAGGCCAACUUUUAG